Molecule: messenger RNA, 2206 nt
Organism: Dermacentor silvarum
Lineage: Eukaryota; Metazoa; Arthropoda; Arachnida; Ixodida; Ixodidae
Molecular function (GO): protein binding
Source: RefSeq, a predicted model, not a curated record
CUGUUUAUCAGAGCUGGCGCUUUGACAAAGCCACGAUAGUUCUCGCAGACUGCCUCCAGCGGAAGGACGCGACAGCGAGUACUGCAACGGCACGAUGCGGACGGUUUGCGUGGCUUUGCUGCUGCUUUUCCUUGAAUCGACAAGUUAUGGCCAUGAGGAAAAGGAUUUCGAAUGCCCACAUACGGGUGCCGCUGUUCCAGCUACAUCAGUUUGCGACGGUAUUCUGGACUGCAGUCCAACGUCUAAUGUUACCAGUAGUGACGGCCUGUCCGACGAAGGCACAGAUAUUUGCGCUCCUGCGCCUUUCUUGGGCUCACGAGAUUGGUUGAAGCCAUGGACGCAUUACACCGUAAUCCUGAGGCCAUUUUACACAGAGAGUGGCAAGCCUCAAGCUUCGUACAAGAUUGGCAGAGCAGCAUUGUUGAACGUCCGGACACAAUCUUCUGCACCGGAAGAGCCCGGCUUGGCGUCCGUGCUCUCGGCCCAGCAGCGCCGCGUUGUGCUCAACAUCAUCGGUCCACCAGCCUGGAACAGCGACCCGGUUGGAUUCCACCUGAUGUGGAAGGCGGUCAGUGACCGCCGCGGACUACAAGGGGAGAUGAGCGUGCCGCUGCCGCCCGAGUGGUCUCCUGUAGAGAAUACGCUAAACGUCACGCUACCGCUGCCAGGUGGUCACGACUACCGUGUUUCUGUGAGCGCCCUAGGUGCGGACGGUGCCGGCAACGAUCUCUGGGGACCCGCAGUAGACGUCCACGUCAGUCUGCCCCUCGACUAUUACGAGAUUUCAGCACACGCCAUUAACUCAUCCAGGGCAGUCAUCUCAUGGCGGGCGUCCGAGCUAGUUGAAGUUUUCAAGGUAAGUUUUUUUGGUCGGCUGGACAACGUGACCAACAUAGCAAGUGUGGAUGUAUCGGCCUCUAACGACCUGGCUACUUUGGUACGGCAAGUUAAAAGAGAUGAACUAGCUCAUUUUCAAGGCCCAGAUGCCAACCGCGUGUGCCACCAAUGCUCCGUUGAUGAGCGCUACUUGGAGGCGCCGGCGGCCUGGCCACGACCUGCCUGCGGUGACCGCCCCGUUUUCGACAACGCCCAUGCCCAGAGCACCAUGAUCCAGCCACAAGCAACGAGUUUUGAACGUCGACAUGACAGACAGCCUCGACGUGGCUCGUCUCCCGUCUACAAUGUGCCUUGGAGGUUUGUACCCAACAUGAAUGAAAUCGCAACCCACCUGUGUGCUACAGCUGCGGGGCUCAGGGACACAUCGCGCGGUAUUGCCGCCGUCACCCACAGCGUGCUCCGCGAGAUCGCGCAUAUCCGCCUCGCAUGCAGGAAGCUACAUCCUGCCAACCAUUUGUCCCUUUCCGCCAGCCACAUCGAGACUACACGUGCAUGCCAAAGAAUGACUCUCCAUGUCCGACCGCAACCUGACUCCACCGCCGACUCGGACACGUCGAUCGCCAUCUCCACGUCGCCGCUCGCCUACGCCGCCCCAGAGGGAAACAUGCUGGUGCGACCGAUGGAGGUGAGGUCGCGGGACGGCUACUGCCAAAUACCGAUGCACCCGCCAGACAAGGAGAAGACUGCCUUCGUAAUGCCGAACGGACUCUUCGAGUUUAACGUAAUGCCUUUCGGGCAAAGAAGACUUUAUUACUACUCUUCGUGGGAAUUUGAAGGCACCGACACGACGUCUUCGAGGCCGACUGUUCUUGUUACCGAUCUGAAGCCUUGGGCGUACUAUAUGGCAAGCCUCGAGGGUUGCCUUGGAGAAAACUGUAGCGCUGCAGUGAACACGACAUUCAGAACACCACCAGAAUACUUACCAGAGCCCACUGUCAUCAGAGUCGUAUCUACAAGUAACAGCUCGUUCGAACUCCUCUGGUGGUUCCCGACACGUGAUAUACGCCUCUACGACGGCUUCCGUGUGCGCUACUGUCCGACGAGCGCUGCCUCCUGUCCAGAUUACACCAAGAAAGAAGAACUGACUGUGCGCGGGCUCGAUUCUGGCAUGACCUACAACAUUGACGUGCGCGCACAGUUCAUAAGUACGGACGGACGACUGCUGUUCGGGCGGGCUGCAUCGGCGUCGGUGACCACGUGGAAAGAGCUCCCCGACCUAAAUGUCACCUAUGAGGCAAGAAUUCAAGACGACGUUGGAACCUAUUUGCUAGGCUGGGAGUGCGCCAACAGCAACGUCGACUACUUCGAG